AGAGGGUGACGCGGAAAGAGAAGGUACCUCAUCCAUCUGAAACGAGAUGUGGGGUCGAUGAUCAGCGACCUUGAACAACGAAGGUUCAAGCUUCCAUGACCUUUGAAUUCAAAUCGAACCCUAUUAACUAAAACUCUAUUAGGAUAUCACCCAUCAACCACCAAUUAUCAUUAUUGCCUUCAUUAGUUAAUUAAUUUAAUCAAAAUAUUACUGCAAACUCACCACCAUCUUUUCCAAUUUCACAACCCAUCACUGUUGCGUUAAUAGAUUUUCAAUUUCCCAGCUCAAAUUCACUUGUUUCUCUUACUGGGUCAUCUCAUCACCGAACUAUGCGUGGAGCUGAAGUUCAAAGUGGUUAUGCCGUCAGAGGCGGUAAUAUCUACUGGGGAAGAAAACAUCUAACUGAUUUCAAAGGAAUCGUUGUAAUCUUUGCUUGGGUUUCCGUUCCACAAACCCUCUUACAUGAUUUCGUUGACCUUUAUUCCUCUUUCGGAUGGAAUUCCCUUGUUUGUUAUGCCCAUUAUCUAUCCGCAUUCAAUGAUGAAAGCACUGUGCCAUUGGCAUUUUAUGUUUUUGAUGAACUUGUCGAGGUGCUGAGGACUAGGCCAUGUCCUGUUGUAUUUGCUUCUUUUUCUGCUGGGUCAAAAGCCUGUCUCUACAAAUUAUUUCAGCUUAGUGAAGGAAGAUGUACAGCUCCACUCAACUUGCAUGACUGUCAAUUGCUUAGGAACUGUGUUUCUGGACAUAUAUAUGAUUCUGGUCCUCUAGAUGUUACAAGUGAUUUUGGCUUGCGCUUUUCUCUACACCCUUCGAUUGCAAAAGUGCGUGGACCAUCAAAGCUUGUAUCUUGGGUAGCAAAGUCUGUUGCAUCUGGUUUAGAUGCUUUGUACUUGACUAGAUUUGAAUCUCAAUCAGCUGAACAUUGGCAGGCUUUAUAUUCUUCUGUUAACUUUGGGGCUCCAUUUCUCAUUUUAUCUUCAGAGAAUGAUGACCUAGUGAGAUAUCAAAGUAUCCAUGAUUUUGCCCAACGAUUACGCAAUCUGAACGGUGAUGUCAAUCUUGUAAAUCUAAGAAGUUCCCCUCAUGUUGGUCAUUACAGACAUCAUCCGAUCCAAUACAGAGCUGCUGUGGCCCAUUUAUUGGAGAAGGCCAUGUCAACAUAUUCACGAAAAGUGAUGCUUGAACGAGAAAGAACUGGUAUGGACGGUACACAAGAUGAGAUAUCCGAGUUAAUCUGUGAUUUGCAGAAAGUUGCAAUUAAUUCAAAUGAGAGUUUUAGAAGAGUUGCAGUGGGGCCAAGUGACCACUUCUUUUUGCCUAGUUCAGCAGGACAUAACAACGAUAGAGAAUCUGGGAUUCCGCGCGACGAACAGAGAGAAGAACCUGUUUGUGUUCCCAGCUUCCCAAGCAUGAGCGCUCACAGUGUCCUCGGUCAAUUCCUUUAUGACGUUUGUGUUCCUAAGAACGUAGAAGGUUGGGAUGUGAAAUUUUGCGGUAAUCUAAAUGGGAGGCCGCGUGCCUCACCUCCUAGACAUUCACCUUUCAGAAGCAUUAAACGUGUUGGUCGCUCCAGGUUAUGAAGGUUCUCUCUCACAUCUAACUUGAGAUGAUACUUUGUGAUAAUCUUGUUGAAACAUCAAGAAUUUUGUGACAAAGGAGAGGAUAUGAUAGAUUUUGAUGCAACACUGGGCCAGCCAGUGUAAUGGUUGCAAUGAUUCAACUAUUAAUUUUGCGGCACAUGGUUGCAUGUAAAGGGUGAUGUGAAUAAAGAUAGCUAGAGUUCGGUCGCAUUUGAUUGCCUUAGAAAUAAACAGGUGAUUAUAAGUCCGAACUGUUGUGGCUCUGGAAGGACUGAUUGGUUACUUAUUGUUUGAAUCAAACCGGGUGAUGCUUGAUUUAGGUAACUACUCACUGUGUAAUAACUGUUUGAAAUGGGAAAAAGCUGCAUUGAGGUAUUUAUGGUUCGAUAAUCGAAAUCUCUGUAUAUAUAUUUGAGGGAAUAAAGUGCUAUGUUUUAGUUUUA
Molecule: messenger RNA, 2023 nt
Organism: Cicer arietinum (chickpea)
Lineage: Eukaryota; Viridiplantae; Streptophyta; Magnoliopsida; Fabales; Fabaceae
Source: RefSeq, a predicted model, not a curated record